GAGAAAGAAAAUGCGGAAACGGAAAAGCCAACACCCCCCCAUAAGCGCUUGCGCAGCUCACCUCCAUCUACCCCUUUUCCUCUUUUCACCCAGCAGUAUGGUCCACUCCAGUUCGGUGUGUGUUUCUUUCUACUUGUAUGAGCUAGUGUACACAGAGCACUCCCCUUCACAUAUCCGUAUCGUUUAGUUCGUUGAUUGGAGUCGUAAUCACAGAUACCACGGUCGUGAUACUCCACAAAAUUCAGUUACAUCAUCGGUUAUUAUAAAAAAAUAAUUGUGACAAUAUACUUUGACAGACCAGUAUGAGCUAUUAAAUUUUCAUAUUUCAUUUGAGACUGAUUUUUUUUCUGGUGAUUUAAAAAACAUUCUGAACAAUAUUCUAACAUAUUUGUAACGAAAUCAUCUGAAAAUUGAGUGAUAUUUAUGAAGUUUUUUCAAUCAAUGAGUGAAUAAAAAUAAUUGAUGAGUGAAAUAUAAACAUUACUUCGUCAAUUGAGAAGAACAACAAGUUGCCGCCAUUUUGAAAGAGGCAGAGGAUUGUUUCAACGCGUUGGUAAACUUCUUCCAAGUCCUAAUCGUCUUUUCAAAAAGGUGAUUAAAUUGAAAUGAAGAUGAAUAAUAACCGGCGAAUAUGAAUAUUUCUGCUUUCACAGUCCUGCUGAUAUUCAUGAAAUCACCGCAUAUAUCAUCAGAAGCGCAUAAGAAUGGAUGAAAAAUAUAUAUGUGAAAACUUUUCGAGUAAGCAAUUGGAAACACAAAAGAGUAUGAAUCCAGAUCGUGUGGGACAGAUGAUAGGGAAAUUUACAUCAAAUAGCCAUGGGGCAUGAAAUUUAUUUAACUGACUAUUCCAUCAUGCUCGGAUGGAAUCAACAUUUGGCAAGCAUUCUGUAGUGCCCGUUGAAAGUCCACUGAGAACGAGCUACUACAACUCAAUGACACUCAAUAUAUGCAGAUGAUGUCGAUGACGAUGAUAAUAAUGAUGAGAAAUUGGCACGAUUUCGUCGCGUACAUACUCUUGAGAAUUAUUCUAAGGCUACUCUCACUAUCAUGACUAAUCCCUUUUUACAGUAAUGAAGAUUGAAAAGGAUAUAAAUAAUGGCUAUUCAUUCUGCUGGGAACAGAACAACUACCGAUCAUGGAUUACCACUCGAAGAGGUGACAAUGGUACUUACAGGUAUUUUCCUGGGGCUCCUGAUUCUCAUUACUAUUGUCGGAAAUGUAUUCGUUAUAGCAGCCAUUCUACUGGACAGAAAUUUACAAUCCGUUGCAAAUUACCUAAUUAUCAGUCUUGCGGUAGCUGAUCUCAUGGUAGCUUGCCUGGUUAUGCCGCUCAGUGCAGUUUACGAGAUAAAUUCAGGAUGGUCGUUGGGCCCCGAACUAUGUGACAUAUGGACAAGCAGUGAUGUACUGUGUUGCACAGCGUCAAUACUGCAUCUGGUCGCAAUUGCUGUUGACAGAUAUUGGGCGGUGACCGAUCUUAAUUAUAUUCAGGGGAGGACUCCGAGGAGAAUUUCUCUACUAAUUGCUAGUGUGUGGAUUGCUUCUUUAGUGGUCUCAUUGGCACCGCAAUUUGGCUGGAAAGAUCCCGCCUAUAUGGAGCGUAUUGACCAGGGAAAAUGUUUAGUUUCCCAAGAUCCUGCAUAUCAGAUAUUUGCGACCUGCGCCACAUUCUAUGUACCCCUCUUAGCUAUUCUGUUCUUAUAUUGGAGAAUAUUCCAAGCAGCGAGGAGGCGUAUAAGAAAACGUCCUGGAACCAAAGUUCACCAAUCCCGCCAGGGAAAUGGACUUCUCAAACUCGUUAAACGCAGAACACUUGAAGAGUCAGCUGCUUUCACAAUAACACGAUCUACGCCAGAACAUUCUUCAGCAUCACCUGAGAAAACAUCUUACGAUGGCAGUACAACGGCACAACCGACAUCAGUAUCAACAACAAUAACAACGAUAUCAACAACAAUGGGAACUAUAAUGUCAACUACAUCGACAGCAGUUGUGGUACAAAGUUCACAGCCACAAAUUAUAACAAAAACAAUCGAAGCAAAACGUGAAAGAAAGGCAGCCAAAACGCUUGCCAUAAUCACGGGUGCCUUUGUGGCAUGUUGGCUUCCAUUUUUCUUUGUUACUCUACUUCAAGCUAUCUGUACUGUUUGUUAUCCACCACAACUAUUAGCUAGCAUAUUUCUAUGGCUAGGUUAUUUUAAUAGUACCCUCAAUCCUAUUAUUUAUACAAUUUUCUCACCCGAAUUCCGUCUGGCCUUCAAGAAAAUGUUAUGCAUCGGUACACGCUCUGUUGCUCGCUAACGUCGAAUAUCGAGUGUAUCAUCCAACCAGACAAUGAUCUAUUUACUAUUCGAUGUAAGAUUAAUAUGCAAAUAUCAACUACACGUAAGUUGGAAAGAUAAUGAUGUCUUCAAUUGUUUACUACCAAAUUUCAACAGUUUAUCCUACCUCCAUGGACAGAAAAAUAUUACAAAAAUUACAAUAAAGUAUGGGUAAUCGUGUAGGAAAGGUGCUUUUGUGGUUACUUUUGUCUCAAACACAGGGAAAAAUUCACGAAAAGAUAAUAAAUUUUACUCCUUUUCUGGAAUCUUGA
Messenger RNA from Diachasmimorpha longicaudata, 2590 nucleotides. It is a transcript of the gene 5-HT1, whose product is annotated as 5-hydroxytryptamine receptor 2B-like. The transcript has 8 exons. NCBI's taxonomy places the organism in Eukaryota, Metazoa, Arthropoda, Insecta, Hymenoptera, Braconidae. The record is from RefSeq and is a predicted model, not a curated record. Gene Ontology annotation, molecular function: G protein-coupled receptor activity. Gene Ontology annotation, biological process: adenylate cyclase-activating adrenergic receptor signaling pathway. Gene Ontology annotation, cellular component: plasma membrane. Bases 1096 to 2298 code for a protein of 400 amino acids.